AUGAGAAAGGGAGUCAUGGAACUAGAUGCUUUGGAUAUUAUUAUUACUCAGAAUAAAGUCAUGUCUCAACAAAUAAAUGCCAUUACUCAACACUUGGGUGGAUUACAAGUUUCAGCUAUUAAUACCCAAGAUGCUCUUUAUGACAUGAGUGGUAGAUUUCCUCAAGGUACAGAGGCACAGGUUAGUAAGGAGUCGGUUGAAAAAGAAGCUUCGGAGGAGACUCAGAACAAAGUAGAGCACGUCUCUAAGAGGCAUCCAAACAACCUUUUUCCGAUUGAUGUUGAGCAAUACAAAGUGAAGUCUCCAGUGCCUGAGUACAAGCUAAAAAUUCUAUAUCCUAAAAGGCUUCAGAAGGCAUCCAAAGACAACCAAUUUUCAAGAUUCCUAGAAGUCUUCAAGAAGCUUCAGAUCAGCAUCCUCUUUGCAGAGGCUCUGGAGCAAAUGCCUCUCUAUACUGAAUUUAUGAAGAAAUUGUUGAUCAAUAAGAGAAAUUGGAAAGAGAGUAAAACCAUGGUGCUCACCAAGGAAUGCUGUGCAAUUAUCCAGCAGGAUCUCUGUGAGAAGAUGCAAGAUCCGGAAAACUUCUUAAUUCCUUGCACCAUUGGAGAUAUUACUAUUUAG
Molecule: messenger RNA, 621 nt
Organism: Arachis stenosperma
Lineage: Eukaryota; Viridiplantae; Streptophyta; Magnoliopsida; Fabales; Fabaceae
Exons: 2
Coding region: 1-621 (206 amino acids)
Source: RefSeq, a predicted model, not a curated record